Molecule: messenger RNA, 1662 nt
Organism: Bacidia gigantensis
Lineage: Eukaryota; Fungi; Ascomycota; Lecanoromycetes; Lecanorales; Ramalinaceae
Exons: 2
Coding region: 1-1662 (553 amino acids)
Biological process (GO): mRNA splicing, via spliceosome
Cellular component (GO): post-mRNA release spliceosomal complex
Molecular function (GO): RNA lariat debranching enzyme activator activity
Source: RefSeq, a predicted model, not a curated record
AUGGUCUGCAAAAUAGUCGCAAUUGGUGCUAUUGAGGGACACUUUGAGAUCUUUGCAAAGCUGACCAAAUUGCACAAGAAAACUUCUUUCUCCUUCGGGCUAGCUUUGGGAGACUUGUUUGCAGAUCCUGCAGUUGACAGCGACCAGACGAAGGACGCUAUUGCGUCUCUUGUGAGUGGUGGUCUUGAUGUUCCUUUUCCCAUUUACUUCUCCCUUGGUCGACACCCUCUGCCAGUCCAGGUCAGAAGUAAGCUCGAAGAUUCAGGAAAUGGUGAACUUUGCCCGAACUUGUAUUACUUGGGAAAGAGGUCCACUACGAUUACGUCGGAAAGGAUUCGAAUUGUAGCUUUGGGUGGUGCAAUGGACAGUGCGCUCACUGCAGGACAUUCGAAAGACGAUUUCUUGCCCUUGCACACCGAAAGCGAUGUCAGAUCGCUCUAUGGUGCCCAUAAAGCUGAUAUUUUGAUCAGCAAUUACUGGCCGGCAAAUGUUCUUUCACACUCAAAUGUCACUGUUCCGGCCACUUUUGAAGAGCCACCCAGCGAAGCAUGCCUGGCAGAACUAUGCGCAAAUCUUCGACCGCGCUACUACUUCAGCUCGUCCCCUCAGUUCUUCUUUGAGCGAGAACCCUUCAUCCAUAAUGCAGUGGACACCUUGGAGGUCACCCGCUUCAUAAGCAUAGCAAGUUUUGUAAACAACGCAAAUCAAAAAUCUCUGUAUGCAUUCUCUUUCAAUCCUUCGGCCGUCGCAAUAGACACUACGCCACCUAACGCAACAGCUACACCUUUCGUUGCAAAUAGGCAAAAACACUCCAGAAGCGAUGAUCGGAGGGACAGUCAGCACCGCUUCUCGCAAAAUAACGACCAACACUAUCGCCGCGAUACCAAGCGAGCUCGACGACCACUUCCUGGUCCGGAGUCAUGUUUUUUCUGUCUGUCAAAUCCAAAUGUGGCAACGCACCUUAUCACAUCGAUCGGCAACGAUAGCUAUCUUACGACUGCCAAAGGUCCUCUCACAACGUCCAAGACUUUUCCGCAUUUAGAAUUUCCAGGGCACAUACUGAUAAUACCCCUGUCGCACUCACCGACUUUCACCAGCAUCAAUCCUCCAGAGACUGCGGCAUCUACCUAUCAGGAAAUGACAAGGUACCGCAAGAGUUUGCAAUCUCUUGUCUCUGCAACCUCAAACGGGACUCUUGGGUCGGUAACGUGGGAGAUUAGCCGUGCGAACGGUAUUCACAAUCACUGGCAAUUCUUACCCGCACCAGUUGAUAUGAUUCGUAAAGGCCUUGUUGAAGCGGGCUUCAAAGUAGAAGCAGAAAACGAACGGUAUGCAGCAUUCAAAGAGAAAGACAUCGGAGACGGCGCGCAAGAAGAGGAUUUUUUGCGAGUUUGGCUAUGGGAUCCUCACGACCCAAACGUGAAUGUCGCCGCCGAGGAGCUUCGCGUAGGUGAAGAUGGCAAAGAACAGUCACUUAUUCUUCAGCUGCACCAAGAUGCCAGGUUCAGUCUACAAUUCCCUAGAAAAGUCAUGUCGCGACUGCUAGGUCUAGAGCACCGCCUGCAAUGGCAGGACUGUGAACAGAACGACGUGGAGGAAAAAGCCGAGGCAGACACAUUCAAAAAAGCAUAUGAAGCAUUUGAUUUCACAUUGAAGGAAUGA